This is a messenger RNA of Suillus clintonianus, 2816 nucleotides long. RefSeq lists its product as uncharacterized. Gene Ontology annotation, cellular component: endoplasmic reticulum exit site; COPII vesicle coat. Bases 70 to 2601 code for a protein of 843 amino acids. Gene Ontology annotation, molecular function: SNARE binding; zinc ion binding. The record is from RefSeq and is a predicted model, not a curated record. Gene Ontology annotation, biological process: COPII-coated vesicle cargo loading; endoplasmic reticulum to Golgi vesicle-mediated transport; intracellular protein transport. NCBI's taxonomy places the organism in Eukaryota, Fungi, Basidiomycota, Agaricomycetes, Boletales, Suillaceae. The transcript has 16 exons.
CAAACAACAGCCCAACUGCGCUGAAGCGGCCCAAACGACUAAACAUUAUAUGGCAUUCCGGUAUUCUACAUGCAUGCACACAGACAUAUACCACAACCGCCACAUAGUGCCGGGGAACCCUACAAAGGGUUGCGUCCUCGGAUCGACCCAAGUCAGAUGCCGUCUGCGAUUAACGUGAUAGAAUCAGACAAGGAGCAAUGGGAAGGGCGUUCAUUUAUGACGUUACCCGGUAACAAUCCGCCGUUAUCAACAACCGACUUCACAGCGUUUGACCAAGGAAACUCGAGUCCAAAACACGUUAGAGUAUCAACGUGGAAUCUCCCAAGCUCCUCUCAUCUGGCCAAAGAGUGCGGUAUUCCCCUUGCGGCAGUGUUUCAGCCCUUCGCAGAUCUUGAUUCUCGCGAAGAGUCUAUUCCAGUCGUGGACUGCGGUGAUACAGGUCCCCCUCGGUGCGAGGAGUGUAGAGGGUACGUCAAUCCUUGGUGCACAUGGACUGCUGGUGGAAGCAGAUGGAAAUGUAAUCUUUGCGGUCACGAAACUCAAGUCUUGCCAAAUUAUUUUUGCAAUCUGGACGCAAAUCUCAUGCGAAUAGAUCUUCCAAACCGCCCUGAAUUGAACAAGGGAACUGUUGACUUUGUAGUCUCAGGAAAAGAGUACUGGGCGCCUCCACCUUUACCGAGGAUGAAUUCAUCUUAUUUCUCCAUUGACCCACCUUCCUCUCAAGCACGCGAACCCAAAUCCCUGAACUACCUUUUUGCACUUGAUGUCUCGGUGGAUGCCGUACGAACAGGUUUUCUCAAGUCUACCUGCGAUGCCCUGCGAGAUCUACUAUACGAUACCUCCUUUGACGGGACUCAGUCAGAUCCGUCCUUUCCCCGAGGCUGCCAGCUUGCGAUUUUGACAUAUGACACUUCCUUGCACUUUUACGAUCUGACUCCAGCCUCAUCGCUACCGAGAAUGAUUGUGGUUUCCGAUUUAGAGGAAGUAUUUACUCCUUUGCGUGAGGGCUUGUUUGUAGAUCCCUGGAAAUCUAGGACCGCUAUUGAAGGUCUACUCGAAGCAUUACCGGAACGUUAUCUAGAUACUGUCAUUGAUAAUGCAGCACUUGGGGGAGCACUACUUGCUGGUCUUGCUUCGCUUGCAGGCCGGGGCGGCCAUAUUAUUGCUUUCCAGAGUGUCUUACCUGCAAUUGGACCCGGCGCUCUUGAACCACCAGGUGAUCAGGCAUCAUUAUAUGGCACGGAGAAAGAGCGAACUAUGUUCCUCCCGCGUCAUCAGACAUGGAGAGACAUUGCCGAGGAGUGCGCCGAGGAGGGCAUUGGCGUGAGUAUGUUUCUUGGGAUGAGCAAACCUAUCGAUAUUGGAUCUAUCGGUAUCAUAUCUUCUACCACUGGCGGCGAACUGUUUUUCCAUCCUAGGUUUAAUCAUGCACGAGAUCAACACGUUCUAGCUUCUCAACUACGGCGUUUGCUAACUAGGACGACGGUGUACAAUUGUUUAUUGCGCGUGCGAUGUUCCAAUGGCCUUCGAAUAUCAAAUUAUUAUGGCAAUUUCCAUGAGCGUUCUGUAUCGGACUUGGACAUUGGAAUUCUUGACUCCGAUAAAGCCAUAUCCGUGCAUAUUGAGCACUCGCGGAAGUUGGAUGCUCGGGAGUAUGCCUUCUUGCAGUGUGCUGUGCUGCAUACGACACCAGACGGUCAACGCCGCGUCCGAACAUGUAACCUUGCCUUGCAAGUGGCAGACUUGGCCGCCAACGUUUUUAGGUAUGCUGAUAUGGAUGCCGUAGUGUGUCAUUUAGCAAGGGAAUCUAUGGCAAAAUUGACGUCACGCCGAGUGGCUCACAUCCGAGAAGAGCUGACCGAUAGAUGCUCGUCGAUAUUGCUCGGCUAUAGGCGAAAUUGUGCGGCUGCUACCGCUGUCUCUCAGCUAAUUUUACCUGAAGCAUUUCGAGCUCUACCUGUAUACACCCUAGCGAUCACGAAGUGCAAACCCCUCAAAGGUCGUAAUGUGUCCGCGGACGUGCGCAACUAUCAUGCUCAGAAGAUCCUAUCUAUGAGCGUGCGCACAACAAUGCAGCAUCUCUAUCCCCGCCUUCUUGCGCUACACGACUUGGCAGACGACAUAGCACUUCCAGACCCCGCAACAGGCCACAUGUCGUUUCCGUCACUAAUGCGGGACAGCCACACAUACAUGGAAGCACACGGCGUCUAUCUAAUAGAUAACGAAGAUCUCAUGAUAUUUUGGGUCGGUUCCAGUGUGUCCCCGCAAUUGCUUCUUGACCUAUUUGGCGUGGACGACCUCCUGGCUCUAGAUCCGAAUACUAUCCAGCUUCCUGUUCUUGACACUCGGUUGUCUACUCAGGUUAGGAAUAUACUAACGCACCGCUAUGUUCAGCGAGGUCGCACUCCGAAGAUGCUUCUCGUCCGACAAAAUAUGGACGGGACGGAAAUUGAAUUUAGCGACAUGCUUAUCGAAGAUCAGAAUAACGCUGCCAUGUCAUAUUUGGACUAUUUGUGUUUGACUCACAAGCAAAUUAACUCUGUGCUUACAAACGGCGAGUCAAUAUCAGGAGGGCCAAGCCUUCGAGGAUCUCCGUGGUAACACCACGCCGUAUAACUGGCACAUUCCCGGCAUCAUAUUCCACAGCCAUGAAUUUUCAUAUCGUUACAUUAACUGCUUUUUAUGUGUUUCGUUUCGAUUCCUGGUAUCAGCCUAAAUAAAUGGCGUGAGCUCCCGUGGUUCCCACUGGUGCUGCUAUGUAGAGCCUGAUUCGUCGGUCAGUCCGGCUGCUUAUGCAUGUGGGCAAGUAAAAAGCC